CUAUCGUGUUCUAAUGAUGUGACGGUGGGAGGAAGGAGGGGCUGGGAGGCUGGCGAACACACACACACACACACACACACAGAAGGCAGCCGCUACAGGGAAGAUGGAGGACGGUGUGGCAGCGGCGAAGCGGACCUCCAGCCUGCAGCAACAUCACUGCUAAAAACAGAUUACUUUACGUGAUUCUGUGCCAGUUGUACUGGUUCGGAGCUCUUGUGCAGCUGGAAGUGGCUUGUGCAACCAAUUGGUUGCCCUGCUGUAUCAGACAGCCCACCACUCAGAGUAUGUGAUGUCUGUAGUACUCCCUGUCCUUUCAUGCACUGAAAUGGAACAAAGAUGGCAUAAACCUCAAACACUGGGAGUGAAGCCUGGACCUGUGGAUGCCAUGGUGGUAAUGAAACCAAAAGCAGGUGCUACCUCAUCAAGUGGAAUUAGGUUGCCCUCACUUGUUUGAGGAGUCUACUCUACAUGUCUGACCAUUUCAAACAGGCUCCAGCCCGAACCAGUGGUGGGGGCUACUGAAUGACUGAUGGAUUUGAGUGGGGGGAAAAAACACAGAAUCUAUAUCUAUUGCUGUCAAUUUGCACCUGGUAACAGAAGUCUCUUCCCAGAAGCUUUUGCCCUGACCUCAUAGAGGUGCCUGCUGAUGACGGACUCCUAAAUAAUUUUCUCUGACACCGUUGAACCAACCAGAACCAGACAGCCAUGAACCCCCAGGAGACGGAACUUGGCCAGGAGGUGAUGGAGGAGACUGAUGCCCCUCCUCGUCAUCGCCACAAUAAUCACAAUAGCUGGUCCCAUAACCACAGCAACCAGGAAAAGCGCUACAGACGCUGUGAAGCCCCGGCUGGAGGAAGUGCUGGCGGCAGAGCCAAGGCACCACAGCAGCGCAGGCCACAGGAGGAACAAGACAUGGAGCUGCAACAUGGAGCUCAGUCUCCACAGCCCCUGCAGCCCCAGCCCAUUCCCCGACCUGCAGUGACACGUUAUCGCAGACAGGGGGACAGCGAGGCCCGGAUCAGGGCCCAGCAGCAGAGACACAGACAGAGGCAGCAGAGAGAGGCAGAGAGAGCACAACAUUUAGCACAACAACAAGAGAAGCAGCAACAAGUAGAGAUGACCCAGGAAGAUGAACGAGAAAGGAAUGAUUCAGUGCUGGCCCGCUCAGCAAGCACAGAGAGUGGCUUCCACACCCAUACUGACCGGGCUGAGGGGGAUGAUGACCUGGUGAUGAUGCCUGUGGAGCCUGAAGGACAGCCAGAGACAGAGGAUGAGGCAGGGAACUACGGAGUCCAGCUACGGCCGGAGGCGGAGGGGUACACUGAGAGUGCUGAGGCUGAACAGCAAAAUCCCCAUCCACAUCCUAACUAUCCUCCUCAGCCCCCGCCCCUGCCACGUGACCCCCUACCUGAUAUCCAAAACCCCCAGAGACAGGAUGAAGCAGAGGAGAUGCAGAACACUGGAUACUCCAACUACGUCUACACUCAGUCCCUCAGCCACUCUGGGGGAAGGGCCGACAUCUCAGCCAGUCAGAGCUUGGAGAGUUUAGAUGCUGGACUUGCCGACGAAGCCUAUUCUGAGCCAUAUGACAUUUACUCACUCUCUGAGCAUGUUUACGAAGAAAUCUGCAAUGCUCCGACAUCAGUUUCAUAUGCUGCAGACGGGGCUGAGGACACAGAGUCUCUCCAACAGAGGAGGGCCGGCUUUCAGCUGUUGGAGGGCCGGGCGGGAGGUGGAGACUACCAUCAGCAGGAGGCCGUGGGCUCCCGCCUGCGCCACUACGAUGAACGCUCAGAUGGCGAGUCGGACAGCCCAGAGAAGGAGGCGGAGUUUGCCCCGUACCCACGGGCCGACAGCUGUGACCAGGAGGAGGACAUCAACAGCGUCGUGGUUGAGGUCAAAGAAUGCCUAAGCUCUCAGAGUCCUCAUCAUUCUGCAGAAGACACCUUAGAUGAAGAAAAUGAGCUACCGCAGGGAGAAGAAAAAUCCCAACCUGAGUCCCAAACCGACUCUGACAAAAAACACAAACCUGCCAACCAAGGGAAGCCAGCCAGAAAACAGGCUGUGAGUCUGUCAGAGGAGCCUGUAGCAGUGAGGAACAGUCAGGAGAAGAGGGAUGCCAUAUCCUUGGCCAUCAAGGACAUCAAGGAGGCCAUAGAGGAGGUGAAGACCAGAACAGUAAGAUCUCCUUACACACCAGAUGAGCCCAAGGAGCCCAUUUGGGUAAUGAGGCAGGACCUCAGCCCCACUGCAGAGUGCGACCUACAGCCAUCACUGGGGGGUGACUCUCCUGGUUCAGGCUCUCCCUCUCCUCCAGGAGCAGAGUCAUCCAGCAGACAUCUGCUGCAGGAUGACAGCUUUGAAUCUUCUCCCUCCAGUAAAGAGUCCAGGAGAAGCCUUGCGUCCUUCCCCACGUAUGUAGAAGUCCCAGGACCAUGUGACCCAGAGGACCUGAUCGAUGGGAUCAUAUUCGCAGCCAACUACCUGGGCUCCACCCAGCUGCUGUCGGAUAAGACACCGUCUAAAAACAUCCGCAUGAUGCAGGCACAGGAGGCCGUCAGCCGCAUCAAGACGGCCCAGAAAUUAGCCCAGAACAGGAAGAAGGCCCCUGAGGGUGAGCCUCAGCCCAUGACAGAGGUGGAUCUCUUCAUCUCCACCCAGAGAAUCAAAGUGCUCAACGCUGACUCCCAGGAGACCAUGAUGGACCACCCUUUGCGCACCAUUUCCUACAUUGCUGACAUUGGCAACAUUGUGGUUCUGAUGGCCCGGCGCAGGAUGCCUCGACCCGACUCUCAAGAGAAUGCAGAGGCCUCAGACCCAGCUCAAGACAGCAAGCGCCAGUACAAGAUGAUAUGCCACGUGUUUGAGUCUGAGGAUGCCCAGUUGAUUGCCCAGUCCAUCGGGCAGGCCUUCAGUGUGGCUUACCAGGAAUUCUUACGGGCCAAUGGCAUUAACCCUGAGGACCUGAGCCAGAAGGAGUACAGUGACCUGCUCAACACUCAGGACAUGUACAACGAUGACCUCAUCCACUUCUCCAAGUCUGAGAACUGCAAAGAUGUGCUCAUAGAGAAAUCUAAAGGAGAGAUUAUGGGUGUGGUCAUUGUGGAGAGUGGGUGGGGCUCCAUCCUGCCCACUGUCAUCAUUGCCAACAUGAUGCAUGCUGGGCCGGCUGAGAGGUCUGGCAGACUGAACAUUGGAGACCAGAUCAUGUCCAUUAAUGGGACCAGUCUGGUGGGACUGCCACUGUCCACCUGCCAGAGUAUCAUCAAGGGUCUGAAGAACCAGUCUCGGAUCAAGCUGAACAUUGUCAGAUGUCCCCCAGUGACCACUGUACUCAUCAGACGGCCAGACCUCCGCUACCAGCUGGGCUUCAGCGUCCAGAAUGGCAUUAUCUGUAGCCUUAUGCGCGGGGGCAUUGCUGAACGGGGCGGGGUCAGAGUGGGUCACCGUAUCAUCGAGAUCAACAGCCAGAGCGUGGUGGCCACGCCUCAUGAAAAAAUUGUCCACAUCCUAUCCAACGCUGUGGGAGAGAUCCACAUGAAGACAAUGCCUGCAGCCAUGUACCGCCUGCUGACCGCCCAGGAGCAACCUGUUUACAUUUAACAAGAUGAAGCCCUGACCUCACACACCCUUUAAACCUCCUGCAAUCAACUGUCACUGCCCAAGCCGACCCCCUCUGCUCAGCCCAGUGCUCAUCCUGCACCCUUCUAUCCACAGCUGAUGGACUAUAGUGAGUUGUUUGUAGGAUUGUUCUGUUGCUCCGCCUUGUCUUUAAGUGACAACAACAUAGAAACCCAAAUUAUCCAUCUGCAUUCACUAAAAGAUUUGUUUGUGUACUCUGGCUAAAGGUACAAUUAGUAACAGGAUGUUUACACCUGAUGCAUUUUCAGCACCUAGUAGAGCCCCAGAAUGCUAAAGUUUUCUUCCUAUUUCAGUUGAUGUUUUCAAACUCAACACAUUAGCACUAUAACAAUUCCUAAGUGUAUCUUUAAUGUUCAGUUUAGGCAACUAAGACAGUUUGGUGACAAUUUUGGUCAUUGUUACAUAAGAAAUAUGAGAACUCAAACAGAAACCUUAUUUUCAUGAGCUGGUAACUGAACCCUGAUUGUGGAUUUGAAGGCAAUCUGCAUAUCCAACCAUGACCUUCACAACCCUGACUGUGCUUUCUGCCAUGCUGCUAUUUCACUGGCAGAUCACUGCCUGCCUGUAGUUAUAUUUCAUCCACUAAAUAAUUUUAUUUUGCAUUUAGACGCUCAUGUUGUAGCUACAUUUCAUGGGACCAAGCUUGCUUUUGCGCUCAGCUCUCCCUCCUGCUUCUGUAAUCUGCUCAAUAUGCUGUAUGUUGGUGUUCUUUGCACAACACAGAGCUCUCCACACAGGGAGUAUGUGAAUCUUAGCUGACAAAUGAGUGUGUGAACACACACUCCACCUAGUCACAUUCCAUGCAUUUGCAGCAUUGUUGAAGAGUCAACAGUGCAGCUCCAUUUUGCACUUCCAACAGAAAAGCUUUCCAACUCUGCUGUGGUUAAUUGUCACAGUAGUUGUUGUGUUUCCAUUUCAUUUGUUUAAUUUUUGUAUCCUCUGUACAUAGCACCAGCAGUAGCUCCAGUUAGCAUGUAAUAACCCCCAUUAAACUAAUACCCCUCUUACAACACAGAGCAGUGUCCAACCCCUCUGUCCAAACAGAGAUGACUCACAUUAGACCCUGUUGCAACAAACCUGAUGACCUACAAUGUCCCUAUGUCAAGGUGUUUGCACAAGACGCAGGAAUGGAAUUUUGUAUUGUAUUUGUAUUGUAUUACAAACAGUACCGGGAAACCAAGGCUUUUUAAAAUUUGGCUUCUAUAGAAAUAUAUUCUAUUCAAUGCUGGUUGGAUAAUGUAACCCAAAAUAAUGUGGAAUGAGCUCGGGACUACAUCAUGCUACCGUAUGUGGAUGUACAAAGCACCAUACUGCAUGGUGUACAAUUGCAUGGUCGGUUUUCUUAAUACAGGGUUUGAGGGUGUCUGCACUGCCUAAAGGGUGUACACUAAACACUGCUUGUAGCAAAUAUAAUAACACUCAAACAUACGAGCUACUUUAAAUUCUCAAGUGAUAUCUGGAGGCAUGUGUGGCACGAACAAAUAAAAAAUACAUUUCCACAGCACUAAUUCCAUCAGUACAACAGUCAUACUCACCACUCCGCUGCUCUCACUUGGAAUACAAAUACUGUUCUUAUUCAUUAAAUAAUAGUAAUAAAAAUAGUUGCUUCUAACAAUUGUUUGAUCUGUGUUACUGUCAAUGACACCUGACAGUAGCAUUUCCUGCAGAUGUUUCACAUUAAAAGGCUACAUGGGAAGGGAGGGAUUAUGCCCUUUGAGCCACUGGAAGGCUUUUAAUGUAACACUGGUUAUUGUUAAGUGUAAUUGACAAGCAGCAAAGUAGAACUGGCGAAGUGUGAGUGAAAGCAGUGAGAGCAGCAGAGUGGUGAGUGUGACAUGACUGUUGGUGUACUGAUGAAUCAGUGCUGUGGAAAUGGACAUUAUACUGAAUUUAUCAAGACAACAGGUGAACAUGGAGGAAGUGGUGAAUUUGUAUUAACAGCAAAUUAAAAGAGGAGCUGACCAGAAAAUAAAAACAAAUAUGAUCAAAUAUUCUUAAAACAGGGGAAAUAGUGAAUAAAGUCCUGUCUCUAAUAUGAACCUCUUUCUAGUAAAGGCCUGAUUCUCUCUGCAUUUGAGGUAAAUAAUGGCACUAUUUAAGAAUUUCCAGUAACCAACAAACAACACUUAAGCCCAGGUGCAGCCUUUAACAAACUAUAAGAAUCAGUGUAAUUAUUCUGUUAAUACAUUUUCCAUUAAGUAAGUAAAUGCCAGAGAGACAUUUACAGUGAUCACCAAAGACCUCUUCCAUACACCUUUUUACAUGUAGCAUCAAUUAAUAAGCACAUUUGUGAAUGGGUGACAGUUGUUUUUCGAAUUUUAUUAUGAGUUUAAUGUGACAUUUUUGGAAUUUUUAAUGUUCUCAUAAAUGUAAUAAAUUAUAACAAUUCAGUCAUUAGUGGGAAGAAAGAGUAGGAAGCAGUGACAUUUUACAUGAAUGGGAAAUAUAUUAUCAUGAUUAUUACACUAGUUUGACUUAUGAAGGUGAUAGCUGUAACACAGCAUAUAAUACAGUUCAGUUUAGUUUUCCCUCAGCGGAAAUACAAUAUGUGUUGUAUUCUGACAAAGCUAUAGUUUCUCUACAGUUACUCAAGUGUAGUCAGUCAGAGGGAAUACAUGCCACUGACUGCAUGUACUUAUUCCAAGGCCACGCUGUCACAUAGAUCAGUCUGAAGGACCUUCAGUAAGAGAGAAAAGGGCUGCAGCUCAGCAAAUGCUCACUUUUCUGUUCCUGCAGUGCAAACUGUUCAGGGGUGCAAUGGGUUUUUGUGUUUAUUUUGUUUAAAAAACAACAACCCUGAAACAUGAUUCUUUUAGUCAGAUUUUUUUUCAUAUUUUAAUGUUUUGGGAUGAUUUGAUAAUAUUGUGUAUUUAUACACAAUUUGUUUUUCAAAUUGAAUGGUGCUUAUAGUAAGACUAAAAGGACAAUGUGGCUGUACCAUUCUUCUUUUGUGAUUGGGUUAGAUAAUCCAUCACAGUGGAGCACUGAUUUCCAGUCUCUACAAGCUCAUUUUCAGACUGUUGGGAAAUCAAUGGGAAUCUGUGGCUGCCUCUAAAAACUAAAAUCUAAAAACGAAAGUUCUGCUGUGGAAAAUGGUCGACAGGCGUGUGGAGAAAAGGUAAUGGGCUAAAACAUGUGAAAACACUGGCACAGACUUUUCAAAAUGCUGUGGUUAUUCUUGAUUAUCUACUGUUUUGAAUUGAAGGUACUUUGAAUAGACGUGUUUUAGUAAAAGUGCUGAGAUCACAUGAGACAAACAUGAACUCAAACACAGAAGCAAAGUAAGGAGGUUUUUCCUGCCUGCCUCCUUGUGAAGAUAUGGGUAAAACAUGUUAAAGCUGUUAAAGUGAAUGUUUUUAAUGUGCACAGCUAAUGUUACAACUAAAACACAUCGGCACCUUUUAAACCAGUUUACUUUUACUGGAGGAGGUUCUCUACAUCAUUUCCAUGUACCAGUAGGACAAUUAUAAACCUUAUAAAUACAGUAAAUCUCAGUCUGUGGUCCAGUUGUCCCUACUGGGCAAGGUGGAACACUUACGUACAGUAGAUUCAAACAACCUUUAAUUAAAGGUUAUUAAAUCUUGCAUUUUAUCCCACUUAAUUAACAGGUUGACUGUCAUUGGCUAAGAGGGCAGUGGUCAGAUUAAAAAUGUUUUUUUAUCUUAGUGGUUCAUAUGUUAUUGCAGUCACAAAAAAUGUCUCUGAGCCAUUGUGCUUCAUGUAAAACUUAAAACUUAUUAAGGCUCAAAUUAUUCAUUUAAAGUUUUUGAGUUUUUUCCUCAACAGAGCUGUUGUUGAUGACUGAAGUUGAAAUUAUGUUUGCUACUAUGAUUGACUAUGAUGACAAAUAAUGUUAGAGUUCACAAAAAAGCUUUUAUUUUAUGGAGCUAUUACAGAUGGUGGAUGCAUCUUCUUCCUAGUAAAACUAAAUAAGAAUUGCUUUACACAUGACUUAUGGUGUGCGCAUCUGUAAUGCUUACUGGUUUUCUUUUUAAAAGCCACUAAAUUUGGACUUUGUUUCUGGAUUUUUGUGAAUCAGUUUUUUUCUCCAGUUUACUAAAGCAUUUGAACCCAACACCAACUCCUCUGCUCCCCUCCUGUAUGUCUGGGAAUGUAUCUGCCUACAUCACCCCAACCUUUUUGAUUUAACAGCUUUUAUUUUUCUGUUUGAGUAGAACCUUCUGAGUUUAAGGCUAAACGGUAACAUGUAUCCCACUGUAUACCCCAACUUUAAAACCCACUGCUUAUUCCAAAUGUCUGUCCUCAUCGAUGAAGCUCAUAUUGGCCUUAAUACUACUACAGGACUUUGUAUGAUGUUCAAACUGAUACUGAAGAGGAAUAGGGGCAAUGGUAGCCAUUUUUUGACUUUUAACAUGGGCUUUCACUGGAGCCACGUGAUAACACUGUACCGUUCUUACUUCUAGUGUGUGUGUGUGUGCGUGUGUGUGUGUGUGUGUGUGUGUGUGUAGUGUGUGAUUACAACCAAUAUACUCCAUGUUCAAACAAAAACCAGCUGGAUAUAUAAAAUACACAUAUAGAUGAAAUAUAUAGAAAACUAUGUAAAGGUAUAUACUUCUAAUGGUUUUGUGUGUUUGGGUUGGCCUAAGCAAGCUUCAGUCAAUAGAACUCAAUGUGAAGGGUGUUUUAAGGUGGGUGGAAUGUAGGAAACUGAUUGUGUGAAAUGACAUUCAUGUACAUAUAUACAGCUAGAGCACAAGAUAAGGUGUGUGUGAUAUUUUCCCUCCAUGGUCUGUAAGGGAUUGUAGACUAGCGGGACACAAUGAAGCUAACCAAGGAAACAAGCACUUGAAGCUGGUGGCAGGCAAGUAUUUAUAAGUGCACUCAAUUUGAAUGUAACUAAAACGUUAACUCUCAAUGUGUCUAAAGAUAAAAAAAAAAACAUACAAGAAAUAUACCAUUUCUGUAAAGCAGCAACAAUGUUUAUUUAUUUGCUAGUUUUUUUCCGUGAUGUUCUAGCUAUUGGAGCUACGUUCCUGUACCAGAGCCAGAAUGUUUGUAACAGUAUUUACAACAAUAAAUGACUUGCAGAAGGA
Messenger RNA from Siniperca chuatsi (mandarin fish), 8696 nucleotides. It is a transcript of the gene apba1a, whose product is annotated as amyloid beta (A4) precursor protein-binding, family A, member 1a. NCBI's taxonomy places the organism in Eukaryota, Metazoa, Chordata, Actinopteri, Centrarchiformes, Sinipercidae. Gene Ontology annotation, biological process: chemical synaptic transmission. Gene Ontology annotation, cellular component: dendritic spine; plasma membrane; cytoplasm. Bases 706 to 3603 code for a protein of 965 amino acids. Gene Ontology annotation, molecular function: amyloid-beta binding; protein binding. The record is from RefSeq and is a predicted model, not a curated record. The transcript is spliced from 17 exons.